AUGAAGCUCUACGCCCUCGCCAUCCCCACGAUCCUUGCCUGCUGCCUCCUGGCCGCUCAGGCGGCGCCCGAGAAGAAGGGCGGCCUCAAGGCCCGCCCACUCGUGGAGCAGCCGGAUGCCAAGGCGGGAGUGGGAGUGGGCGUGGCCAUGGCAGGCGGUUCGGGAGCCAGCGCCGCCGCAGGAGCAGCCAGCAAGGACCCCUCCAGCGGUCGGCUCUUCCUCAAGAAGUUCCUCACGUUCAAGAACCUGUUCAGCAGCAACAACCAGCCGGUGAUCCCGAUCAUCAUCACUGGAGCGGGAACCGGUACCACCACCGGCACCACCAGCCCGACUUCGCCCACGGUAACGGUGACCUCGACGGGCACAAUACCCACGGCGACGGGCACGAUCACCACCUCGCCAACGACGCCCACGACGUCGCCUACAACGACUGCCCGCCAGACGGUAGUGAAGGGCGCCCGCUACGGCAACGACGACCAGGAGCAGGAGCAGGACCUGGAGCAGGACCAGGAGCAGGCCGACGACCAGGAGCGGGAGCAGGAGGCCGAGAGGGAGCCGGAGCAGGCCCAGCUGGCCGCCCAGGCCUACCCCGCCGAGCUGAUGGACGAGCAGGCGCUGCAGGCCGCGCUGGCCGCCGGCGCCCAGGAGUACGAGGUGGUCACCGAGCCGGAGCUGCAGGGCACCGGGGGCGCCGGCGAGAGCAAGGCCCAGCAGGGCGGCAGCCGCAUCAGCCUGCGCCGCAAGGGCGCCCGCCGCGGCCAGGUGAUCAGCGUGCGCAUCCCGCCGCGCUACCGCCGCUACUUCAAGAACGGCCAGAAGGUCAUGCUCAACACCGGCAGCCGGCCUUCCACGAAGCGGCGCGUGGUGCGCAAGCGCGUGCCCGCCAAGAAGAUCAAGAAGAACCGCAACAACAACCGGCGGCGCAACGGCAACAAGAAGAACCGCCGCAACCGCAACAAGAACCGCCGCACCCGCAUCGCCGCCGUCUGA
This is a messenger RNA of Drosophila ficusphila, 990 nucleotides long. Its product is annotated as nuclear transcription factor Y subunit beta. The record is from RefSeq and is a predicted model, not a curated record. Lineage: Eukaryota; Metazoa; Arthropoda; Insecta; Diptera; Drosophilidae.